Messenger RNA from Nylanderia fulva, 4075 nucleotides. RefSeq names its product patched domain-containing protein (gene Ptr). The record is from RefSeq and is a predicted model, not a curated record. Gene Ontology annotation, cellular component: plasma membrane; cytoplasmic vesicle membrane. NCBI's taxonomy places the organism in Eukaryota, Metazoa, Arthropoda, Insecta, Hymenoptera, Formicidae.
UAAAAUGUAGAUGCACUGAGCUUUGUUCUAUUCUCUUUAUCUUGAUCUUCUAUAUCUUUUGCCUCGUUUGAAAUCGCACCUCACAUUUGGCACUUACGUUAUUUUGCACUUUCCAAAUAAUGCUCGUCAAAAUAAUGUCAAAAGAGUUACAAAUGACGCAACAAUAGGUUCGCGAACACACGUGCAACGUGCUUAUAAAUAUGCACGACACACGCGAGUUAUAAAAGCUCGAUUUACGUAUGUCAUUUUAAGAAACGUAACCCAGCCUUGUGCCGAUUCCCUUUCCGUAGCGAUUGCUUCGAGCUACGACGGACGAACCGUGCGGUUAUUUUGCAAUAGUUCACGGCUUUAGAAAAAAAAAAACAAGAAUCGAUACAUGUAUCUAUACAUAUACGUAAAUCACGCUCGACUCUUUCGCUCUGUCAGAGAACGACUGUAAACCGAGGAAGCUUUAACGUGCAACGUACAUAUAUAUUUACGGAUAAAAUGGAUAUCCAAGGAUGGUGGUUACUUUGUUCACUUGUAACUUUGCCCAAAUUCCGAAAUGUGGCACUUGACGUGUGUCGAUGAUUUCUUGAACCGCGCGUUUUACAAAGUCGGCCUGCUUGUCGGCCGACAUCCCGGCUAUUUUAUAAUUGUGCCGAUACUGUUGGCUUGCAUAUGCUUCACCGGUUAUCAGAGGAUAAACUACGAAAUUGAUCCGGAAUACCUCUUCUCGCCCGUCAACGGCCCGAGCAAGACCGAACGAGCGAUAGUCGAGCAAUACUUCAAAGUCAAUUAUAGUCAUCAAUUCAAUGUCGGUCGUAUUACUCGACCAGGCCGAUUUGGUCAUGUAAUCGUGAUUCCCAAGGAUGGCGGGAAUAAUAUGUUGAAAAGCACGAUUUGGGAGGAGCUAAUGGAACUCGAUCGAAUAAUUAGAAAUGCCAAAGCAAAAUACGAGGACAAUGUAUACACGUACGAGCAGAUUUGCGCACGAUGGCUCGACGAGUGUUUCACCAACGAUAUCCUAAAUCUACAUCACGUGAUAGACGAGGUGGAAAGGCGGAAGUUAAAUCUGACAUUCCCGAUAACGAUCAAUCCGGCCACCUGGGACGCACAUUUGUUGCCGGUAUUCUUCGGCGGAAGUGUCCUCAAUGACGAUCUCACUGUAGAAUCGGCGCCUUCGGUACAGCUCGGCUACUUCAUCACGGUCGAUAGUCCGCAGCAAGACGCGAUAGGCGCCGCCUGGGAGGAGGCUUUCCUAGAGGUCGUCGGCAAGGCCGAGGACGGAGGUAGGUUUAAGCACAUUAGCACCGCGAGAUUCGCCUCGAGAACCCUCGAGCUGGAGCUGGAGGCCAACACCAAGACGGUCGUGCCGUAUUUCACCAGCACGUUUAUCAUAAUGGGCCUGUUCUCGGUCGUGACAAGCAUGAUGACCGAUUGGGUACGCAGCAAGCCUUGGCUGGGUCUUCUCGGCAAUAUCUCGGCCGCCAUGGCGACGGUCGCUGCAUUCGGAUUAUGCAUCUAUCUGGGGGUCGAUUUUAUCGGUCUCAAUCUUGCCGCGCCGUUUCUCAUGAUAGGAAUAGGGAUCGAUGAUACCUUUGUUAUGCUAGCAGCCUGGAGAAGAACGAGUAUUUCUAAACCGGUACCGGAAAGGAUGGCAGCAACGUUGAGCGAAGCUGCCGUAUCCAUCACCAUCACAUCUCUAACGGAUAUGAUAUCUUUUUUCAUAGGCAUUUUAUCGCCCUUCCCUUCGGUUCAGAUUUUUUGCAUCUACUCAGGUUUUGCGGUAGUCUUCACUUUCCUGUUUCAUCUAACAUUCUUCAGCGGAUGCGUCGCGAUCAGCGGUUAUUGCGAACGAAAGAAUAUGCACAGCGUUUUCUGCUGCAAAGUGGAACCUCUAUCUAAAUCUACUCAUCGAUCGUGGUUCUACAGAGUACUAUGUUCCGGCGGAAUUAACCCUGACGACCCUCACAAUCCACUCGACAAUCCCGAGCACGGAUGCAUGACUUGGUUCCGUGAUUAUUUGGCAGACGCGCUAAACUGUCGCCUUGUGAAAGUGAUUAUCAUUCUCGUUUUCGUGUGCUAUCUCCUUGGUGCCCUUUACGGACUGACAACGCUUAAAGAAGGUCUGGAUCGACGCAAGCUUUCUAAAGAAGAUUCCUACUCGAUCGCUUUCUACGACCGCGAGGACUAUUAUUUCCGGGAGUUUCCGUACAGGAUACAGGUGGUACUGGCCGGCGAGUACGACUACAGCGAUCCAAUAAUUCAACAGCAGGUGGAGAAUCUAACGAAAAGCCUCGAGGCGAGUCGAUACAUAAGCGCGCCGAUCUAUACUGAAAGCUGGCUCCGCAGUUUUCUCGGCUACAUAUCCAACAACGACGAUUAUCUGAACGUGACUAUCAAGGAUAAUCAUAAUUUCACCAAGGUUCUCAAAGAGCUCUGGCUAUUCCCGUCGAGUUCCUUUUCCCUGGAUGUCAAGUUCGACGAGACCGGCGAGAAGAUUGUCGCAAGCCGGUUUCUAAUACAAGCGGUAAAUGUGAGCGGCACGAACCAGGAAAAGGACAUGGUGAAGGAGCUACGUCACAUCUGCGACAUGUCGCCGUUGAACGCCAGCGUGUUCCAUCCGUACUUUGUGUUCUUCGAUCAAUUCGAGCUGGUCCGGCCGACCAGUAUCCAGUGCAUGGUAUUCGGCGCCCUCGUCAUGAUGCUCAUCAGCUUCAUCUUCAUCCCCAAUAUCUUCUGCUGCCUGUGGGUCGCCUUCUGCAUCGUGUCGAUCGAGCUCGGGGUGACCGGUUACAUGGCGCUCUGGGACGUCAAUCUCGACAGCAUCUCCAUGAUCAAUCUGAUCAUGUGUCUCGGUUUCAGCGUCGACUUCACCGCGCACAUCUGCUACGCUUACAUGAGUUCGAAACAAACGCGGGCGGAAGAUCGGGUCAAGGACAGCCUGUACAGCUUAGGUCUACCAAUCGUUCAGGGUGCUGCAUCAACGAUCCUCGGUUUGAUGGCGCUUCUGCUGGCCGGUACCUAUCUCUUCCUCGUGUUCUUCAAGAUGGUCUUCCUGGUGAUCUUCAUCGGCGCUAUGCACGGUAUGUUCCUGCUACCUGUGUUGCUGUCCCUCUUCGGGCCUGGAGCUUGCAGUGGCGGACAGGACGAGCCCGGGGAAGUGGAGAAUGCGAAGAACAGCACGCAGGAAAAGGAACUAGCGCACAAGCUUCAGCAACCCUACGUGAUCCCGCAUCCUCAUCUAGUCUAUUUCACUGCGGGCGCCGUCAAGCCGCUCCAGGACAGUCCUGCGACCAGCAUGGCGGCGUUCGAGGAGAGGGAUCCCGGUUUGGGCACCAGCGAGGACAGCAACUCGACCGAGAGCGGCUCCUCGCAAAGCAGGAGACGUCAGUGCAAGCAGCAGGAUCAGCAGCCGGACCAGCAGAACCAGGCACGUCAUCACGACAUGUGGAGAAGAUCCAUCGGUGUCCUCUACGGUCUCUCGCAAUUUCAAUCCGCGGUCAACGAACCCGUGCAUCCGGCGCCGGAUUAUCCUGGUGCCCUGGCGCGAGAACCCGGCGAGGUAAACGAGUCACGAACGGUGCCUUAUCUAGGACCCUACGUCGCGUAUCGUCACACGAAUCAGUUCUCGCGAAACUACAGACGCAGCAGGUCCUAUCACAACUUGCAGUAUCCUGUCACGUCGACGCGACAUUUAACGGAUCCCCGAUAUCCAUAGUAGAGGAUGAAGAGAUGGAAUAGCGCAAAAGAAAGCUAUUGUCGACGUGAGAAGCAAGACGAAAGAUUCCUCGGUUGAAUUUAGAGCUUCUUCGAGCGGAACGAUAGCGAGAAUCUAUUGAGGCAAACUGAUGUUGCCGAAAGAAUGGACCGAUAUUGUGAAACCAUGACAAUACGGAGAGAGCGAAGGAAGAUUAGGAUGUUCGAGUUUACAGUGUAUAUUACUGUCAAGGUGCUGAGAGUCAGAUUUUAACCCUCAAACAGCGCCACGAUUGCACAGAGGAUGGCGCCCGAGUGAAUUCGAAUCGAAAAUAAUAUCUUUUCUAUCUCGAAUAAAAUUUUUAUUGUUUAUUUUUAUUUUAUUGCACACCUA